Messenger RNA from Symbiodinium necroappetens, 1039 nucleotides. NCBI's taxonomy places the organism in Eukaryota, Dinophyceae, Suessiales, Symbiodiniaceae. The record is from the annotation of a GenBank genome assembly.
AUGAGCUCCUGCUUGGUUUGCGGACCUUUUCACUCUUCUACAGAUGUCUCCACCGUGGAGAAAGGGGAACCAACCGCCAUUUCAGCAGACUCAGAGGUCCUGCAGGAUAUUCAGACCUUGCGAGACAUGUUGACGAAAAAGGUGCACAUGAUGGAUACGGUCAGAAUGCACCAAAAUGCUAUGGAGGUGGUAAUGAAAGAAUUGGGCGAACAAGUCGAGACUGCCAGGUAUGCGCUUGAUGAUCUUUCGAGCAAGUUUCAGCCUUCAACUGACGUGGAGAAGGGGGCCGAGAUAUUGACGAUGGAAGUCCGUGAACAAGCCAUCGAUUCGCCUGUGCGAGCUGGCGCUCCACCUAAACCUGAACAACAGGCCAUUGCGGAGCUGGAGGAGGAAAAGGCGGAGAAGACCUCCACUGAAAGCCAGCAUUCCGAGGAGCAGAGCGGGGGACAACCAGGAACUUUGCUGUCGAAGCUGCAGUCUCAAAUCAAGACUCCGACGGCCAGCAUGCCAUCCUGCAAAGAUGGUGUCUACCAGUUCAUCAAGGCUUGGUGCAGGAUGUUGGUUGAUGAGAAAGGGUUUGUCGGGCGAUGGUUCGAGGGAAUUGUUUGCGUGGUGAUCAUCGUAAACUCCAUUUUGAUCGGCGUCGAGUCAGAAGUUGCGCUGACCCAAGACACCUCCAGCUGGGCAAGGCCUUUGGAGGUUACUUUUCUGACCAUCUACACGGUGGAACUGGCCGUGCGUCUGGUUGCCAAGGGGCAGAAGUGCUUCUAUGACCGAUGGUUUCAGUUUGACUUCAUUUUGGUCGUUAUCACCCUGCUGGGCCAAAUCAUCGCCGCCUUUUCGGAGACGGUCGCGCAAGCCAUGCAGCAGGUCCUGGUUUUGAGAGCGCUCCGUUUAUUGCGCCUCGUCCGGGCCUUUAAGAUGGUCAAGCAGCUUCGUACGAUUUGGCGCCUGGUUUACGGGCUGAUAACCUCCGGUGAAACCAUGUUUUCCGUUCUGGGUCUUCUGGUGCUCGUGAUCUAUGUCUUUGCUGUGAUCA